This is a messenger RNA of Zingiber officinale, 1582 nucleotides long. RefSeq names its product putative E3 ubiquitin-protein ligase SINAT1. Bases 309 to 713 code for a protein of 134 amino acids. The record is from RefSeq and is a predicted model, not a curated record. Gene Ontology annotation, cellular component: cytoplasm. Gene Ontology annotation, molecular function: ubiquitin protein ligase activity. NCBI's taxonomy places the organism in Eukaryota, Viridiplantae, Streptophyta, Magnoliopsida, Zingiberales, Zingiberaceae. The transcript is spliced from 3 exons.
GCACCGCAGAAAAGCCCUAACCUCUCUCUCGACCUCCAGCGACGCUCCACGUGAAAAAGCCCUAGCCGUUCUCGACCUCCAGCGUCGCUGCCCUCCUCCCUCCCGCUGCCUCCCUCCCGUGGCCUCCAGCGACAUCUUGUAGCCUACUCCUCCAACGUUGUCUCCUUCCAGCGACAUCCUGCGCCCUCCCUCCAACGUCAUCGCCCUCCAGCGACCUCCCUGCUGCGUCGCCAACCUCCAGGGGCCUCCAACGACUCCCCUGCUGCGUCGCCGACGUCCUCGGUGACCUCCCUCCCGCGUCUUCCCGAAUGCGACCUCCCUCCCACGAGCUCUGCGACCUCCGGAGGCCUCCCUCCCUUUCACCGUGUACUCAUAAUGGAGAAGUUGCCCCACUUGUGGCAAAAGGCGAAAUUGCUCGCCCCCAACAUCCCCGCCGCACCCGACCCAAAGUCAUCACGAGGGAGGUAAAUCACAGCAUCCUGAGCGAGCAUGUGGCAGGUGGGUGUCCAAGUGGGCACACUUUGUGCUUUUCCUACAAAAACAAAGUAAACAAGUGCCCAAUCUGCCGAAAGGAAAUUGGCAAAAUCCGUUGUUUAGCACUGGGAAAACUUGCUGCUUCACUCCAUUUACCUUGUUCAUACCAUCAUCUUGGUUGCACAGAAAUGAUGCCCUAUUACAGCAAGUUGCAGCACAAAACACAUUGUGUUUACUAGCCUUAUGCAUGCCCUCAUCCUGGUUCAGAUUGUCCCUUCACCGGAGACAUUCAUGAACUUAUGUCACAUCUUAAACAAUGCCACAAAUUGGAUCUUCAAGCAGGGAGCACUUUCAAUCACCGAUAUGUGAAACAGGAUCCUCAUUCUGUUGACAAUUGCUCAUGGACUCUAACUGUAAGCAAAGCCUUUCCUGGGACAUACUGCAUUUUUUCUGCAGUUACUUAGAAAGUUACUUGUUAAUACACAUGGAUUAUUUCUUGUCCUUUUGACACAUUUUGAUUGUUAUCUCUUUUCCCAUCUAUUCAACUGCUUCGACUGCUACUUCUGCCUUCAUUCCGAAGCGUUUGUGAUCGGUUGUGAGCCAGUUUAUAUGACCUUCGUCUGUUUCAUGGGUGAAGAGUCUGAGGCAAGGAAGUUCACUAUUGCCUUGAAAUUGGAGGCCAUGGGCGCAACAUGAAAUGGCAAGGUGUACCUCAAAGCAUCAGGACUCACCACAGGAUGGUGCGAGACAGCUACGAUGGGCUCAUAGCCCUGAACUUUGCUUCUCAAAAAUCAGAUGUUUUUGCUCUCGAGCAGAUUUUGCUACUGGAAGCCUCAAUGGCACUCUAAUUCCAGACAUUUCAUCGCUACUGCUUGGAUAUAUUACUCAGUAAAUCUUGAAACUCAUAGGAGACAGGCACAAACCCCAAACCCAUAAAAAUAGGAUGGUUUUGCUAUCUCGCAGAUUUUGCUCCUGGAAGCCUCAAUGGCACUGUUAUUCCAGAUCUCAAAUCACUGUAUAUCUAAUCGGUAAAAAGCAACUGAACAAUGGUGUAUAUGUGCAUUUUGUUAUUAAGUAUAUUCGAAAACUGCUCGAUAUGUUUCUUGUU